This is a messenger RNA of Adineta steineri, 348 nucleotides long. Lineage: Eukaryota; Metazoa; Rotifera; Eurotatoria; Adinetida; Adinetidae. The record is from the annotation of a GenBank genome assembly.
AUGUCUGCUGAAGCACCUAAAACUGCUAAGGAACCAUUUGUUCCUAAAUACGAGAUCGCUACUGGUCUUCAUAAAGGGCGUAAAAUAGAAAAAUUUGUAACAAAACGCGUUCGUCCAACACGUCGUACACAAAAAAAAAGCAAACGUGUUAAAUUCGUUCGCGAUCUUGUUCGUGAACUUGUUGGUUUUAUGCCAUAUGAACGACGAGCUAUGGAAUUAAUGAAGGUCGGACGUGAUAAACGUGCAUUCAAAUAUGUCAAAGCACGUUUAGGAAGCCAUCAACGCGCCAAAAAGAAACGUGAUGAACUUCAAGCAGCUAUUCUUGCUCAACGCAAAGCACAUAAAUAA